AAAAGUCUCUUUUGACCACCGCGCCCUCUCUUUCUUGCCUUCUUCCUCCUAUCUGCUUCGGCAUUUCCUUUUCCUCUUCUGUGAUCCACAUCAAACACAGACUCUGAAUCCAAAUGUUUUAUAUAUGAUUGCCCAGUAUUUAUUAGAAUUUGGUUAAUGGGUUUGUUCCCUAAGAACCUCUGAACCUCUAAACAAUAUCCUUUUUUUUUUUUUUUUUCCUCUUUUGGUGGGGGCAAAUCAUGGGUGCUUGUUUAUCGUCACAUAAAGUCAGUGGUUCGAACAGCAACACAACCACAACCACCACCACCUCCACGACGACCACCACCACCUCCACCAUCAAUCAUAAUCGGAAAGCUGCUGUUUCACAACAAACGACGCCGACGACAAAAGUCGCGGCAAACAGACAAGAAUCGUCGCAGCAUCAACAUAAUAACAAUAAAAGAAAUGAGACCUACAAGAAUAAUAGGAAUUCCCAGCAGCUUAAUAACAAAGAUAAGCACAACACGAGGCGGGGCGGGGCGAUCCCAUGCGGGAAGCGCACCGAUUUUGGAUACGCUAAAGAUUUUGACAAGCGCUACACGAUUGGGAAAUUGUUAGGACAUGGACAGUUUGGGUAUACUUAUGUUGCGACCGAUAAGGCUAAUGGGGAUCGAGUUGCGGUCAAGAGGAUUGAGAAGAAUAAGAUGAUUCUUCCUAUUGCUGUCGAGGACGUUAAAAGAGAGGUCAAGAUAUUGCAACAACUUACCGGCCACGAGAAUGUGGUUCACUUCCAUAAUGCAUUUGAGGAUGAUUAUUAUGUAUAUAUAGUUAUGGAGUUAUGCGAGGGUGGUGAAUUGCUGGAUCGUAUCUUGGCCAAGAAGGAUAGCCGAUAUACUGAGAAAGAUGCAGCUGUAGUUGUACGGCAGAUGCUCAAGGUUGCAGCGGAAUGUCAUUUACAUGGCCUGGUGCACCGUGACAUGAAGCCAGAGAAUUUUCUUUUCAAGUCAAGCCGAGAGGAUUCAUCUUUGAAGGCUACAGAUUUUGGAUUGUCAGACUUCAUAAAACCGGGAAAGAAGUUCCAAGAUAUAGUAGGCAGUGCAUACUAUGUUGCUCCUGAAGUAUUGAGACGUAAGUCGGGGCCUGAAUCAGAUGUCUGGAGUAUUGGUGUAAUCACCUAUAUUUUGCUUUGUGGGAGGCGACCGUUUUGGGAUAAGACUGAGGAUGGUAUAUUUAAGGAGGUUUUAAAGAAUAAGCCUGAUUUUCGUCGCAAGCCAUGGCCGAGCAUAAGUAACAGUGCUAAAGAUUUUGUAAAGAAGUUAUUAGUGAAGGAUCCUCGGGCAAGGCUAACUGCUGCUCAGGCUCUUUCGCACCCAUGGGUUAAAGAAGGAGGUGAUGCAUCGGAGAUCCCUAUUGAUAUUUCUGUUCUGAGUAACAUGCGGCAAUUUGUGAAGUACAGUCGAUUGAAACAGUUUGCUUUAAGGGCAUUGGCUAGCACACUGGAUGAGGUGGAGAUUUCUGAUCUCAAAGAUCAAUUUAAUGCGAUUGAUGUUGAUAAAAAUGGUUCUAUUAGUCUUGAAGAAAUGAGACAGGCCCUUGCAAAAGAUCUUCCUUGGAAAUUGAAAGAUUCACGUGUCCUUGAGAUACUGCAAGCGAUUGACUGCAACACUGAUGGGCUAGUAGAUUUCACCGAGUUUGUUGCAGCCACUCUUCAUGUGCAUCAAUUGGAGGAACAUGACUCUGAGAAGUGGCAGCAACGCUCACAAGCAGCUUUUGAGAAAUUUGAUGUAGAUAAAGACGGCUAUAUAACCCCAGAAGAACUCAGAUUGCACACUGGCCUAAGAGGCUCCAUUGACCCACUUCUCGAGGAGGCUGAUAUUGACAAAGAUGGGAAGAUAAGCCUAUCAGAAUUCCGAAGACUUCUGAGAACAGCGAGCAUUGGUUCAAGAAAUGUAACGAGUCCAUCUUGUCAUCGGAACUCUCGAAAGACUUUGAUGUAGAAUGAAGACAAAGUUUGAAAAAAUUGAGUGAAGUGAGAGAGAUGGUAAAGAGAGGUGGUGUUCCACUUUCUGGUUGUGUUUACUUGGAAGAUUGUAUUCCAAUUCAAGAAAAGCUCCCCAUCUUUCUUCACACAGUAAUGAUAGGAAGAACUUUUGAGUCCAAGCAUCCAUUAAUGGGAUUCUAUUCUACAUUUUUAAUGUGAACGCAUUCACCGAGAUCUUUGGUAUUAGAGUUGGUUCGUAACUGCACAGGUUAGAAUUUUGUGUUAUAUUUAGUGUAAAUUCUUUUGGAGUGCUGGGAAUUUCUCGGUUGUGCCCUACAAAUUGUAAUGUGUGACAUAAAUAAACUUACUAAAUGAGAAUAUGGUGGAUCAGAAAUCAUUCAUUUU
Ziziphus jujuba (common jujube) is the source of this 2365-nucleotide messenger RNA. RefSeq names its product calcium-dependent protein kinase 28. Gene Ontology annotation, molecular function: calcium-dependent protein serine/threonine kinase activity; calmodulin binding; ATP binding. The transcript is spliced from 12 exons. Gene Ontology annotation, biological process: intracellular signal transduction; peptidyl-serine phosphorylation; protein autophosphorylation. The record is from RefSeq and is a predicted model, not a curated record. NCBI's taxonomy places the organism in Eukaryota, Viridiplantae, Streptophyta, Magnoliopsida, Rosales, Rhamnaceae. Gene Ontology annotation, cellular component: cytoplasm; nucleus. Bases 240 to 1976 code for a protein of 578 amino acids.